AUGGUCCUUCCAAAACUCUCCUACAUAGCAGUGGUAGUCUUUGUGUGUAGUGUGAUUUCCAAUGCUUACGCACAACAAUGCAGCGUGGGCGAAGUCUCAAAACUUGGAAUGAUGCUGCAACGUCACAUCUUCAAGAGGAUCACGGGAGCUUCUCUGGGGGAUGUGUGUUACCAUGAGUGUACCGCUGACGUCAGAUGUCAAAGUUUCAAUUACGUUUUCACUCAAAACACUUGUGAAUUAAAUAACCGCACCAAGGAGGCCAGACCCGACGAUUACGUUCCAAACGCGGAGCGGUAUUACUUCAAACGAGAAUUGAACAGAGUCCCUCUCGCUUCUAUUCCUGAGCUGCCUGCGGAGACUUGCCAAGAAAUCAAAUUGAGCGAAGGAGGACAAGCGGUCAGCGGCAAAUAUUGGUUUUCUUCGAUUGUACCCGCGAAGAAACAAGACCGAGGAACACUUAUUCCUGAGCUGCCUGCGGAGACUUGCCAAGAAAUCAAAUUGAGCGAAGGAGGACAAGCGGUCAGCGGCAAAUAUUGGUUUUCUUCGAUUGUACCCGCGAAGAUUGUUCUGGCUCCUUGUGACAUGAAAACCGAAGACGUGGAUGAAUGUAAUUCAACAAUUCCCUUGUGUGACGUCAACGCCGAGUGCGUGAACACCAUCGGUUCUCACAGUUGUUCGUGCAAAGCGGGUUUUACUGGAAACGGAAAAAAAUGUAUCGAUGUCGACGAAUGUACCAAGGAAUCACAUGACUGUGACGCCAACGCCUACUGCAACAAUACCAUUGGUUCUUAUAGAUGCACGUGCAAUCCCUGGUACCAAGGAAACGGAACAAGCUGCUAUUUUCGUGAGUUUUAAAACUAACAUUUAGACACGAGCGAACCAAGCAGUCUCCUUAACUCUACUUCGGUCAUUAUUUCUCACCUGGGGGGAGUGGGGAGGAGGGGCGGAGGAUUUUGGUGGAAUCGCAUGAUUUUCCACAGAUUAAAAGGAGGAAUCAGCCCUAAUGGACAGGCACUAAGAGGAGAGGUGAGGACCAUGAAAAAAUAGAGAAAAAAAAUUAGCAAAGCAGAAGGAUCGAUUUUUUUAGCUUUGUUUCUUGUUCAGACACGAUAUAACAUGAUAAAAUAAUCAAAUUUUCUUAUGUGUUCACAAGAACAAGUGUUCAGUUUAAUGGGACUGCCUCUUCCCCUAAUGUUUCUUUUUUGGCAGCCUUUUGGACGCCUCCAUCUACAGACUUUUGAACAUCAUCUUCCUCUGACUCUCGGAUUUUCCCCUCUGCUAACUCUCGGAUAGUCUCCUCGUCCAAUUCAUCGGCAAUGUACUCGUCCGAGCUU
Molecule: messenger RNA, 1334 nt
Organism: Stylophora pistillata
Lineage: Eukaryota; Metazoa; Cnidaria; Anthozoa; Scleractinia; Pocilloporidae
Molecular function (GO): calcium ion binding
Source: RefSeq, a predicted model, not a curated record